AUGGCUCAGGCUUCCCAUCUGUCACGAUACCGGCCGGCGGUCCUUUCGGUGGCGACCAUUGCGGCGGCAUACGGCAUAUACACGCUUUACUCGGCCUACAGCAACAAUCACGCGACCAGCACGAGUCUGAGGAGAAGCAAUGCCGUCCAUAGGCCACGGCGGGAUCGAGAACGAGAGCGUCACGCGGUUGGCAUAGACCGCCUGCCGCCCACACAUGAUGCGCCAUUGGGACUGAUCAUAUUGCGCAAGGGCGAGGACGCUUACGUUAUAAAUCUGGCGACAACAAUGUUUCCAACUACUGACGAACUACAACGCAUAUACCAGCCUCCAGUCAACGAAGAGAUCCGACAGAAGAUCGCUGUGGUUGCCGUCGAGUUGAUUUUGCUGUCUUGCUUGAACUCCACCACUGAACCUGACAGUUGGGACCAAUUCAGAGCACUUGGAUUUGCCGAGCUGGUCCAUGCGAUGGCGGGUCGUGACAGGAACGAGAUCAGAGGCCUUGCCCAGCAAAUCCCUGACAUCCUUCAGAUGAGCGGCAUCACCGAGCAGCAGGUCGCCCAGGCGCUUAACAAGUUCUUUGUAUCCGAGAAGUGGCUGGCGGCGAUCCGCGAAGCUGGCGACACAGAACCUGCAGAGACCGAAGACAUGGACAGGGACGAUGGCGCGAGCAAAGAACCGAGCCACGGGUUGCGGGGGCUGCUUUACUAUAUCGCCGAAGAGGAUGCUAAGCGCAAAGCAUACGAGCACCGAGGCAUUCGCUGCGAAGAGUGUAGUGAGAUGCCCAUCCGUGGAAUCAGAUAUCACUGCCUGAACUGUCCGGACUAUGAUCUUUGCGCCUCCUGCGAGCAGCAUACCGAGCACGUCAAGACGCAUGUGUUUGCCAAGAUCAAGAUUCCGCUGCCUAUACUCUCUCAGCCCACGAAGGAGUACAGACUGUGGUACCCUGGUGAUCCUCGGAAAAUUCACGAGUCCCUUGAACCGGCUUUGAGGAAGCGACUCUGCCACGAGUACGGAUAUGAAGAGCCAGACAUCGACGCCCUGUAUGAUCAGUUCAUGGCCAACGCCAAUGUUCCCUUCCCACACGCCACGACUUCAGUGAAGGCUUGCAUCGACCGGCGAGCAUUCAACAAGGCUCUUACUCGCGACACAUGGACCACAUGCUUUGCGUCAAACACGAUAUACGAUCGAAUGUACGCACUCUAUGAUACAGACAUGAACGGCGUUAUAGACUUUGAGGAGUUUGUCAGUGGAGUUUCCUAUCUGCGAGGACCCAAACGAUUCGCCACUCUUGCAAGAGCCAUUCGAGGGUAUGACAUGGAUGGGAAUGGAUUUGUCGACCGCUCAGAUUUCACCCGGCUUCUCAGAGCCAAGUACGAAAUACAGCAGCAGCUAGUGAGCGACAUGGUGGAAGGACAGGAAAUCGAACAGACCCAAGCUGCCUUGGAGACCUUACAGUCAAGCCAGCCAAUCAGUUCGGUCUUCUCUCAAGAGGACAUCCCGCCUGGAGAGAUUCGUGAAAGACGUGGGAAGCGUGAGGACAUGAACGGAGAUCUGCAACCAAAUGAGGGAACGAAGACGAUCCUCGAAAAUGACCAUCCAUGGCCAGGUACCAGUCCGCCUACCCGAGAAGCUGAGCGUCGAACCGUUUCUCGCUUUGCAGAGAUGAUCUAUGGGCCUUUCGAUGGCACAUCUCCAAGCUUCGAGGGGGUCGAACUGGACGAUAUAGACGGCUUGCCGCGGUGGGAUCAUACUGGCCGUGACGAUGACGACGAUCCGCAUAUCCCUGAUAUCAUCUGGCAGACCGUCGAAGAUGGCUUGAACGAGUUGCUCGACAAGAUGUUCAAGGCCAAGGAAGAAGAAAACACAGCGACGGAGGAGACGCGAGCUAUGAGACAGAAGUGGUCCAAGCAGAUUGCUGACGCGAGGGAGGAAGAGAGGCGUAGAAAGAAUGCGAUGAUUGAGUCUGCCCAGAGCGAUCCGCUGGUGGCGACCGCCGUGAUCGCUGGCCUCGAUUCGAAGCCCAAAUCUCCACCACGCCAGCAUGGCGCACCUCAUAUGCGCAGGCAAAUGGUACCUACGGACACUGAAAGCCUCGAAAGACGGGAGCGGGAGAUAAGUGCCGCCCCUUUGGAGGAGCUUCUCGAUACAACGGGGUUCAGUGUGCGCGAUGCUAGCUCCUCUGUCAAUGUCAGCUCACUGCCUCGAGCAGCCCAUAUUGGAGCCUCUUCCAUUUGGAAUGGCAGUGUGCGAAGCCAGGCAACUUCGCCUCUCCGGACCAUGAUUUCCACCGAUGAUGAAGAAACAGUCGACCCAACACUCCCACAAAACAGGCCCAAUGCCAUCGAUACAUCCGUGCCGACCAGUCCGCCUGUACGCAAAGAAAACCGAAAACCACCAGCACUACCGGAGAGACCCCCCUCCCAUGAGGAGCUGCGGUACUUGGCUGAUCUCGACGACGCAGAGCAGCAAUCGCUAGAUCGCGGCGGUCCAGGAAGAUUAUCGUAUGCGGAACUCGAGGCUAUGGCGGUUGCUGACACUAAGGGCGAGCUUCGCGGCCUGAUCAAGAGCUGGCUCGAAUAUGCCAGCUUCUAG
This is a messenger RNA of Zasmidium cellare ATCC 36951, 2592 nucleotides long. RefSeq lists its product as uncharacterized. Gene Ontology annotation, cellular component: aggresome; amphisome. Gene Ontology annotation, molecular function: protein kinase C binding; calcium ion binding; K63-linked polyubiquitin modification-dependent protein binding. Gene Ontology annotation, biological process: endosome organization; mitophagy; aggrephagy. The transcript has 2 exons. The record is from RefSeq and is a predicted model, not a curated record. Bases 1 to 2592 code for a protein of 863 amino acids. Lineage: Eukaryota; Fungi; Ascomycota; Dothideomycetes; Mycosphaerellales; Mycosphaerellaceae.